Trichechus manatus latirostris (Florida manatee) is the source of this 3760-nucleotide messenger RNA. RefSeq names its product integrin subunit alpha 4 (gene ITGA4). The record is from RefSeq and is a predicted model, not a curated record. NCBI's taxonomy places the organism in Eukaryota, Metazoa, Chordata, Mammalia, Sirenia, Trichechidae. The transcript is spliced from 28 exons. Gene Ontology annotation, molecular function: integrin binding. The coding region runs from base 72 to 3170 and encodes 1032 amino acids. Gene Ontology annotation, cellular component: integrin complex; external side of plasma membrane. Gene Ontology annotation, biological process: cell-matrix adhesion; cell adhesion mediated by integrin; integrin-mediated signaling pathway.
GCCGAGCGUCGCAUCCCGAACAACUUUGGGGCAGUGGCCGUUUGAUAUUGAAUGUUCCCCUCCGAGAACGCAUGGCUGAGGAAGCGAGGCGCGGGGUCGGCCCCCGAGCGGCCGCCGUCCCGGAGGUGGUGAUGCUGCUGCUGUGCCUGGGAGUCCGGAUAGGGCGCCCCUACAACGUGGACACGGAGAGCGCGCUGCUCUACAGGGGACCCGCCGGCACCCUGUUCGGCUACUCGGUGGUGCUGCACAGGCAUGGGACCAACCGAUGGCUUGUGGUGGGGGCACCGACUGACAACUGGCUCGCCAACCCCUCAGUGAUCAAUCCUGGCGCGAUUUAUAGAUGCAGAAUCGGAAAAAACCCAAACCGGACGUGUGAACAGCUCCAGCUGGGCAGCCCAAAUGGAGAGCCUUGCGGAAAGACUUGCUUGGAAGAGAGAGACAAUCAGUGGUUGGGGGUCACACUUUCUAGACAGCCCGGAGAAAAUGGAUCGAUUGUGACUUGUGGUCAUAGAUGGAAAAAUAUAUUUUACAUAAAAAAUGAAAAUAAGCUCCCUACUGGUGUUUGCUACGGAAUGCCCUCUGAUUUACGAACAGAACUGAGUAAAAGAAUAGCUCCAUGUUAUCAAGAUUAUGUGAAAAAGUUUGGGGAAAAUUUUGCAUCGUGUCAAGCUGGGAUAUCUAGUUUUUACACAGAGGAUUUAAUUGUGAUGGGAGCCCCAGGAUCAUUUUACUGGACUGGCUCUCUCUUUGUCUACAAUAUAACGACAAAUAAAUACAAGGCUUUUUUAGACAAAGAUAAUCGAGUAAAAUUUGGAAGUUAUUUAGGAUACUCAGUUGGAGCUGGUCAUUUUCAGAGUCAGCACACUACAGAAGUAGUUGGAGGAGCUCCUCAACAUGAACAGAUUGGUAAAGCAUACAUAUUCAGCAUUGAUGCAAAAGAACUAAAUAUUUUAUAUGAGAUGAAAGGUAAAAAGCUUGGAUCAUAUUUUGGAGCUUCCAUAUGUGCCGUGGACCUCAACGCAGAUGGCCUCUCAGACCUACUCGUGGGAGCUCCCAUGCAGAGCACCAUCAGGGAAGAGGGAAGAGUUUUCGUGUACAUCAACUCUGGCGUGGGAGCAGUAAUGAUUGAAAUGGGAACAGAGCUCAUUGGAAGUGACAAAUAUGCCGCAAGAUUUGGGGAAUCGAUAGUUAAUCUUGGUGACAUUGACAAUGAUGGCUUUGAAGAUGUUGCUAUUGGAGCUCCACAAGAAGACGACUUGCGGGGCGCUAUUUAUAUUUACAAUGGCCGAGUAGAUGGGAUCUCACCAGCCUUCUCACAGAGAAUUGAAGGACUUCAGAUUAGUGAAUCAUUAAGUAUGUUUGGACAGUCUAUAUCUGGGCAAAUUGAUGCAGAUGAUAAUGGAUAUGUAGAUGUAGCCGUUGGUGCUUUUCAGUCUGAUUCUGCUGUGUUGCUAAGAACAAGACCUGUAGUGAUUGUCAAAGCUUCUUUAAACCACUCUGAGUCGGUGAAUAGAACAAAAUUUGACUGUAUUGAAAAUGGAUUGCCUUCUGUCUGCAUUGAUCUAAAACUCUGCUUUUCGUAUAAUGGCAAACAGGUUCCAGAUCAUAUUGUUUUGUUUUAUAACGUGAGUCUGGAUGUGAACAGAAAGGCAGAAACUCCAUCGAGAUUUUACUUUUCUUCUGAUGGAACUUCUGAGGUGAUCACAAGAAGCAUACAACUAUCAAGCGGAGGAGUUUACUGUACAGCACAUCAAGCAUUCAUGCGGAAAGACGUGCGGGACAUCCUCACUCCAAUUCAGAUAGAAGCUGCUUAUCACCUUGGACAUCAUGUCAUCAGUAAACGAAGUACAGAGGAAUUCCCGCCUCUUCAACCAAUUCUUCAGCAGAAGAAAGAAAAAGACAUUAUUAAAACAACGAUAAACUUUGCAAGGUUUUGUGCCCAUGAAAAUUGUUCUGCUGAUUUACAGGUGUCUGCAAAAAUCGGAUUUUUGAAGCCACACGAAAAUAAAACCUAUCUUGUUGUUGGAAGUAUGAAGACGUUAAUGUUGAAUGUGUCUUUGUUUAAUGCUGGAGAUGAUGCCUAUGAAACCACUCUGCAUGUCAAACUACCUACAGGUCUUUACUUCAUUAAGAUUUUAGACCUGGAAGAGAAACAAAUAAACUGUGAUGUAACAGACAACUCGGGCGUAGUAAAGCUUGACUGCAGUGUUGGUUAUAUAUAUGUAGAUCGUCUAUCAAGGCUCGACAUUAGCUUUCUCCUGGAUGCAAGCUCACUCAGCCGAGCAGAAGAAGAUCUCAACAUCACAGUGCAUGCUGCCUGUGAAAAUGAAGGGGACGUGGGCACUCUAAAGAAUAACAAAGUGACUUUAGCAAUACCUCUAAAGUAUGAGGUUAUGCUGAGCGUUCAUGGGUUUGUUAACCCAACGUCGUUUGUUUAUGGAUCACAUGAGGAAAAUGAACCUCAAACGUGCAUGGAAGAGAAAAUUAACUUCACUUUCCAUGUUAUCAACUCUGGCCAUAGCAUGGCUCCAAAUGUUAGCAUGGAAAUAAUGGUACCAAAUUCUUUUACCCCCAACACCGAUAAACUGUUCAACAUUUUGGAUGUGCAGACUAGUACUGGUGAAUGCCAUUUUCAAAAUUAUCAAAGAGAGUGUUUACAGCAGCAAAAGGGUGUAGUGGAGAGCAUGAAAGACAUAUUCAAAUUCUUGUCAAAGUCCGAUAAGAGGUUAUUGUACUGCAUAAUAAACGAUCCAUAUUGUUUAAAUUUCGUAUGCAAUUUUGGGAGAAUGGAAAGUGGAAAAGAAGCCAGUGUUCACAUUCAGUUGGAAGGCCGGCCAUCUGUUUUAGAAAUGGAUGACACGUCAACACUCAAGUUUGAAAUAAAAGCGACAGCUUUUCUAGAGCCAAAUCCAAAAGUUAUUGAAUUAAACAAGCAUGAAAAUGUUGCACAGGUUCUACUAGAAGGACUACAUCAUCAAAGACCCAAACGUUAUUUCACUAUAGUGAUUAUUUCAAGUAGCUUGCUACUUGGACUUAUUUUACUUUUAUUGAUUUCGUAUGUUAUGUGGAAGGCUGGCUUCUUUAAAAGACAAUACAGAGCUAUCCUCCAAGAAGAAAACCGAAGAGACAGUUGGAGUUAUGUGAACAGUAAAAGCAAUAAUGAUGAUUAAAGACUCCUUUCAAAUUGACAGAACUGGUAACAGACUCAGGUUAUACUAAAGAAAUUUAAGACACUGUUUACAAGAAAACAUGAAUUUUGCUCGGACAUCUUCAGUGUACUUCCAGGACAUACUAUACCUUAAUGCAAGUGAAAAACCCAAGCCAUGAUUGCUCUUUGAGAAAAGAUAACUGUAAAGGUAGUAUUUAACUUAUCCGAAGAUAGUCUUCUGGAUCUUAAAUUAAUAGAAAAACACUAAACCGUUCAAUUUAUUCUCAAUAAAUAAUCCCUAGAAGAUAUCUUGAAAUGCAAGGAUAUCUGAAUUGGAUUUCUUCACAGCCACACCAAAGUAGUCUGCACACUCUUAUUUCGAUGCCAGGACCCCUAAGAGAUGAUGCUGGGCAUUGAAGGUGGAGAGGGAUUUGUGGCAAAAGUCCUGCGCUUGCCCUGGUCUUGCUUGGCCGCUGAAGUGCGACAGAAUUUUUUCUGACUGCAGAAUUCAAAAUGUGGCUCAAGGUAUUCAUUUCAUCUACACCAGAGAAGGCAAACUGCAUGGCAAGGCUUUUGUUGAACUUGAAUCAGAAGAUGAAGUUGAAUUGGACU